CUCAGAAACUAUUAUUCAGAUUAGUGUUCAUUCUUAAAAAUGUUUAUAUUAUAUAUGAUUUCAUUGUAUAUUCUGCUGUACAAUACAUUUUUAAUUUACUAUGUAACAUCUUGCUAACAAUCCUUGAAAUCUUGAAACGUCAGGAGUGGCACGUACAUGUACAUGCAUCGGCCAAAUGGAUAUUUAGUAUCGUGAAUAAAUUACUAAAAAGAGCAAAACACUUUUUAAAAUGCAUGUUUAAACAAAUGUUACAAGAGUUAUUAGGUAAAUGUUUUGACUUUCUAGAAUAGUUGUCAAUAUUUUUCAGUUUGAAUCUUUGACUCGGUUCGACAACAAUAAUCCUCAUUUAUACUUUGGAGAAUGUUUGCACCGUGCUUUCUUUUAAUUGUUUUUCUAGUAACCAAUUGCACAUCAGUAAAUACAAAAAUAAGAACGAAAAUAGGAAAAAUUGAAGGGUUUACUCAGAUUGUACUUGGUAAAAAGUUGAUUACAUGCUUAGGAAUCCCAUUUGCCGAACCUCCAGUCGGAAAUUUAAGAUUUAAAAAACCUAUUCCAAAACGGCCAUGGAGAGGAACAAGAAAAACUCUGAAGUUCGCUAAAUCGUGUUCCCAGCCUACUUUCUUUACCACUAAUAUUCCUGCAGCCAACCAAGGUGAAGACUGUUUAUACCUAAACGCGUGGAUUCCUCAAGGAGGACGUAAACGCAAACAUACAAUGGUAUGGAUUGUUGGAGGAGGGUUCCUUACUAUGAAUGUUAUUGGUAUUGAUCCGAAAGCUUUUGCUGCAUAUACAGAUACUAUUGUUUUCACAAUAAGUUACAGAACUGGACCGUUAGGUUUUCUAUAUUUUGACCACUACGAUGCUCCUGGUAAUAUGGGACUGUUUGAUCAAUCACUAGCAAUCAAAUGGAUAUAUGACAACGUGAGAAGAUUUGGAGGAAGUAAGCAUAAAAUAACUUUAUUUGGACAAAGUGCUGGCGGAGCUAGUGUGAAUUAUCACAUGCACUCCAAAUUUACGCGCCCAUAUUUUCAAAAAGCAAUCAUACAAAGUGGAGCAGCUGAUACGAAAUUUGGCUAUCAUUCCCCUUCUGUAGCAUUUAAAACUGCUAAUGAUUUUGCCGAGCAGCUUGGUUGUAACAUGGCCUCAGUAGAGGAUAAGAUUGAAUGUCUUCGAUCAUUACCAGCAUCAGCAGUGUCGGCAAUACAAAUUCCUCCUAUUCCGAACCCUCCGUUGUUUAUCAGGUUUCAUUUACCUACAAUUGACAAAUGUGGAUUCAUUUCUAAAUCACCAAUAGAGCUCGGGGAACAGCCUCUUCCCAAACAUAUACCAGUUUUGUUAGGGGUUGUAAAAGAUGAGGUAUCGUUCUUUAUGGCUUUUUACGUUAAUUUGCUGAAGAUACCUAUAGACAUCAAUGAUGGAGUUAUAACCAGGGAUGAGUACUUCAGACUUCUCCCACUUGCCGUCGCUGCGAACAAUGCAACUUAUGCUAAAAUCGCUGGACACUAUCUUCGUCCAUUCCUACCAGAUGAACCGCGGUCAUACUUAGAUGUCGCCAUAAACAUAGGUUCAGACAUUAAUUUCAAAUGCCCAGUCAUAGAAGUUGCACAGGCUCUUUCCACAGUGAACCCUGGUAAUCCUGUUUACAUGUAUUCCUACGAAUAUAGGUCAUUAUUUCCACCCGUACCUCAAUGGUUUGGGGUAAGACAUACAGCUGAACUGGCCUUUGUAUUUGGUGCACCAUUGAUAGACCGCGUCAACUACUCCGACACAGAUAGAUACGUCAGCAUGAGAAUGAUGAAAUACUGGACAACAUUUGCUAAAACAGGAAAUCCAAACUUCUGUAAAGACGCGUGUAACGAUUGGAAUCGCUAUGACAGUCGUGAGAGGAAGUACUUGAUGAUCGACAGUGACUGUCCUAAAAAUGGCCAAGGGCUAAGGGAAACACAGUGUGCUUUCUUGAAGAAAGUACUGGCCCCGUGAUAGUAAUUAAUAAAUAGAAUUAUAAAA
Molecule: messenger RNA, 2007 nt
Organism: Mytilus trossulus (common blue mussel)
Lineage: Eukaryota; Metazoa; Mollusca; Bivalvia; Mytilida; Mytilidae
Product: cholinesterase-like
Exons: 3
Coding region: 361-1980 (539 amino acids)
Biological process (GO): acetylcholine catabolic process; choline metabolic process
Cellular component (GO): plasma membrane
Molecular function (GO): acetylcholinesterase activity
Source: RefSeq, a predicted model, not a curated record